AUGGUCCGGCACGUGGACUCGGAGUCGGAGGAGGAGUUGGAGGAGAUUGACGAGGAGAGGCCCGGCGACAUCCUGCAGCGCCGCCGCGAGGAAUGCGAGCGCAAGGCGCGGCGCGGGGAGAUGGACCCGCGGCUGGAGUUCACCUUCCAGCUGCUCAUCGACGGCACGGGGCUGCCCAGGUCCGACAUCAUGGACCACGUCUUCGAGGGCAACAUGCUGGACGAAAUCAACCAGCUGUUCCUGCCCCACAUGCGCAACAAGCUCCUCUGGUUCUACCAGGAGAUCGAGGAGGGCGAGGGCGCGGCCGACGGAAAACCGGCGGGGGCGGGCGCGGCCAGGGCACAGGUGCCGGGCAAGCCGGCGAGCGGCCCCACCGUGCCCGCCAAGAAGAAGCUGUUCCUGACCGACGGCUGGCAGCUGCCGCUCACCGGGAUAUGCAUCUACAUGUUCAGGCUCAACACCGGCAAGCAGCUGCCCGAGGAGGGCUUUCACAAG
This is a messenger RNA of Frankliniella occidentalis (western flower thrips), 495 nucleotides long. RefSeq lists its product as uncharacterized. Lineage: Eukaryota; Metazoa; Arthropoda; Insecta; Thysanoptera; Thripidae. The annotation marks the transcript as partial. The transcript is spliced from 3 exons. The record is from RefSeq and is a predicted model, not a curated record.